Molecule: messenger RNA, 1833 nt
Organism: Opisthorchis viverrini
Lineage: Eukaryota; Metazoa; Platyhelminthes; Trematoda; Opisthorchiida; Opisthorchiidae
Exons: 1
Coding region: 1-1833 (610 amino acids)
Source: RefSeq, a predicted model, not a curated record
AUGGCACAACAGUUUCUUAGGCAACAUUUGGAUAGGAUGCCGAUCCAGACAGUAGCAACUUUCUAUCAAGACCGUAUCCAAUUCAACCCGGAAGGUUUGCGGUUCGAGCUAUUUUAUCGCGACAUUAAUCAAUUUUUCAAGUGUGAAGAAAAACCAGGCGUUUUUAUGAUUUACGUGAUUAAUACCGAAGUGGAUAUGCAUACAUUUGAGAGUUAUCAAUGCCGUGACCAAACGGAACUGUUGGAAAUCCACGCACUUAUUAGCGCCGCGAUGAUGAAUAAGCAGCAACACCUGCGCGGAUCUGACAGAGUGCCGACCAGUCCGUCGCUGCCGAUAAGGAGUCGGAGAUCAUCUUCGCCGCCAGCUAACAACGUUCCAUCCGGAUAUAUGCGACAAGUCAGUGUUGGUUCCCGUUCCCCUCGCUCCCACUCAGAUGAUCGGUAUAGAUCAGGACGUGAGUUGUCUAUCCCACAUAAAGUAGUUAAAGAGGUGGUCGUCGAAGGUACGAAGCAGCCAAUGAUGCAGUCAAGAAACUCGGGUUUUUACCAAUCAGCAGUACACAGAAGGAGAUCGCCUGGUAACGAACAACCGGUCUACACUAGGUCAGUUUCUAUGUCAAGACCACAAUCCCAAAUGUCAUCCGAACCGAUUUUUUUGAUUGGAAAAAGGCCGAGGAUACAGCGAAAGGAUAAAUUUUGUAAUGAAAAGGUACCCAUAUUUCAUAGAGAACCCCAUAUAAUCCAGACCAAGGGUCGGCAGUCCAGACUCGAUCCUGUUGAGCUGGUGCGACUAGUUCAAGCUCAACCCACUGGUAGGAAUAAUCCGGGAAGCCAAUGGUCUUUUGUCGAGGUGCCACAACCUCAACCCCAAACGCUUCAAACGGUUUCAAAACAAUAUGCGGGACCUCAGAAAGCAGGGACGACUGGUGAAGAGGUACUACUAUCUGCGCCGCAACGUUUACAAACCUUCCCAUAUUCAUUUGUGAAGAACCCCGCAGUUUUGCCACCUGAUGAGGUUGUUCAUCGUUCAAACGAAAAGGGUCCUUUAUAUUCGAUUCCAGGCACGGCUCCUUUGUAUCCUGAAGUACAAACGACGAAGCCACGUGACCUUACACCUGAUAACACUCAGCUGGUCAGAUUAUACAGAAAAAGUGUCAUUGGGCCACAUCAGAAGCAGUACCAAGAAGUGUAUCAGAAGCCAAGAACGGAAAUGCUAAUGUCAGAUGUGCGGAACGGCUGGACGGCUUCGCAGGCGGUAUCCACACCUGUAGUCAAAAAGCUGGUCACUUUAGAGCCCGUGUAUAUCAGUCCUCUACAACCUGUGAAAACCGAGAAUCACAUGGACCAGCAACUGGUUCAGCCGGUGGUGCUUCGCAGCCCCCCAGUAACGAGUAAAACACCUCCUCCAAACAGAUAUUCUUACCAUAUCAAUGGUAAUUGGAGAACGAAAUCACAACCAAACGUGUCAGUCGUGUACGACGACAGGCCAAGACGAGUAAUUUUCAACCAUUCCAGUGCAGAAAGACUUGACUUUCUCGGUCGUCAGAACGAGGCAGCCUACGUCACGGAAACAUCAAUUCCAGUGGGACUUGUAAAUAAAUCACCCAACACUUUUGUUUGGGAAGAAUCGACUUCAUCACCACAUCGGGUAACGGUACGCAACAGAAACAGCACCACACCUCCCAAUGGUGACCCGAUUCUCUCGGCUAAAAAGUCCCAUCUAAUUCACUUGACACCAAAUACUGUGGGUGGCCCAGUCAUCAGCGAUGACGGUCCAGUUUACAUGUAUGCUGAACGGUCAAGACAUCAAUCCGGACAUCAGAACUCUCACUAG